UACCCACUUCUUUCUCUUCUUCUUAUUCUUCUUCUGCUCCUUCUCUUCAUUGCUACGCGCCGAUCCUGUUCUAACUGACGACGCUGCAGUCGUUUCUUCACUUGGUCGGAAGAGCUUCCCCCAUGGCUUCGUUUUUGGCACAGCAUCUUCAUCCUACCAGUAUGAAGGCGCUGCAAAAGAAGGGGGGAGAGGACCUAGCAUUUGGGAUACCUUUACUCAUCAGCAUCCAGACAAAAUCAAAGGAGGUGCGAAUGGUGAUGUAGCUGUAGAUCAGUAUCAUCGUUACAAGGAGGACGUGAGGCUCAUGAAAGACUUGGGAUUGGACGCCUACCGCUUUUCAAUAUCCUGGAGCAGAAUUCUGCCUACUGGCAAAGUAAGUGGAGGAAUCAACAAAGUGGGAAUCGCUUAUUACAACAAUCUCAUCAACGAACUUCUGUCCAAAGGUUUGAAGCCAUUCGUCACUCUUUUCCACUGGGAUCUUCCACAAACCCUAGAAAGCGAGUACGGCGGAUUUCGGAGCAAACAAAUCAUCGAAGAUUUCACAAAUUUUGCGGAAGUAUGCUUCAAAGAAUUUGGAGAUAGAGUGAAACACUGGAUUACACUCAACGAGCCUUACUCAUACGCUUACACCGGAUACGCGCUGGGCAUUUUCGCACCGAGCCGGUGCACCAAGGUUUUGGGGAACUGCACUGCCGGAAAUUCAGGGACGGAGCCCUACGUUGUUGCCCAUAACUUUCUGCUUUCCCAUGCUAGUGCAGUCAAGUUGUACAAGGACAAAUACCAGGGAGAACAGAAGGGAGACAUAGGCAUCACAUUGGUGACCAACUGGUUCAUUCCAUACACAACCUCUGCAUCCAACCACAAGGCAGCACAACGGGCACUUGAUUUCAUGUUCGGGUGGUUCAUGGAUCCAUUGACCAAGGGUGAUUAUCCAUUGAGCAUGAGGUCACUUGUGGGGGGCCGCAUCCUAAGAUUCACAAAGGGGGAAGCACAACUUGUAAAAGGGUCCUUCGAUUUUCUUGGACUGAACUAUUACACUACCUACUACGCAUCAAAUUAUCCUGCAGGCUACAAAAUCAUUGCUCCCAGCUACGUCACAGAUUCCAAGGCUAACACUUCGGGGGAAAGGAAUGGCAAGCUUAUUGGUCGUGUGGCAGCCUCAUCUUGGCUAUAUAUGUACCCUAAGGGAUUAAAGGAUCUGUUGCUGUACAUCAAGGAGAAAUAUAAUAAUCCAAAAAUAUUCAUUACAGAAAAUGGAUACUCAGAGUUCAAUAAUAGUACACUUUCAUUAACAGAAGCACUGAAGGACCCAUGGAGAAUCGAGUACUAUUAUGGGCAUCUUUACUACCUACAUGAGGCUAUACGGGAAGGAGUUGAUGUGAGGGGACAUUUUGCAUGGUCACUCCUUGACAACUUUGAGUGGGCAGAUGGCUACUCCAUCAGGUUUGGGCUUGUCUUCAUAGACUACAAUAAUGGAUUGCGAAGGCAUCUCAAGCAUUCUGCCUACUGGUUGCAGAAGUUCCUCCAUGCCUAGCUAUAAUUAGCUACUAGCUCGUGCAACUGCAGCAAUAGUGUGCAUUCCCUUUAGCUGUUAUUGUAGCAACAUCAUAAUAAGGUUUGUUGUCAAUUGAUUAUGAGAAUGGACUCAGGUGGUAUCUGAAGCAUUCUACCUUCUAGUAUUGAGGGUGAGAGUUCAUGCCGAGCUAUUGUCUAGUUGUAUAACUGCAGCAAUAGUACUGAUACUCUCUGCCUAUUUCUGCAAUAAUGCCAUAACAAGAUAUGUGGUGCUAUC
Messenger RNA from Nymphaea colorata (pocket water lily), 1792 nucleotides. Its product is annotated as beta-glucosidase 12-like. The transcript is spliced from 13 exons. Gene Ontology annotation, biological process: carbohydrate metabolic process. NCBI's taxonomy places the organism in Eukaryota, Viridiplantae, Streptophyta, Magnoliopsida, Nymphaeales, Nymphaeaceae. The record is from RefSeq and is a predicted model, not a curated record. Bases 305 to 1534 code for a protein of 409 amino acids. Gene Ontology annotation, molecular function: beta-glucosidase activity.